AGCUUAAACUCACAUGCUAUUAUUCCAAUUUGGAAAUUCAGCUUAAAAGAGCCCAAGAGCGCGCUGCCUAAUUGGGUGAAGGGUUGAGGGAAAAUCUCUCUGAUUAGCCCUCUCCAACAGACGGGGAUUAAGCUUUUAGUCUGUAAUUAUUAUAAAGCAUACGUCAGCAGAUAUCCACCCAUUUCAGACAGACAAUACAGGCAGAAGAAUGUCCUGCUAGGUGCCUCCACUUGCUGCCAGGCCUGGUCUAGCCCCGGUUAGACGUGGAUACCUAGGAAUAGCAGCAGCAGGAACAGGAAUAUCCUGAGUCCUGAGUCAGUGCCACGACGCUGACACAUUCCCCGGCAGGGCUGCCUCUGCUCUGAUAAGCAUCCUAUGCUAUUCUGCUCAAGAUGGCGGUGCAGGCAGCGGAAAAGGACGGAAUAGUUUUGAAGAAUGUCGAAGAUGACCAUCUGAACGACUCGCUGGGAAACCCCGGCCUCAUCUCACCCGACAAAGAAGAUUUAUCACGUCUCCUGACGGUGCCAUUCAGCGGACGCAUCCGAGGCGGCAUGCGUCCAGGGAAGAAGAUCAUUGUCAUGGGCAUAGUGGACGUGGAGCCAGACAGCUUUGACGUGAGCCUGACCUGUGGGCGUGGCACAGAGAAGGAGGAGCCUGUGCACGACGUGGCCCUGAAACUCACGGCCCGAUUCGCUGACCGCCAGUUCCUGCGCAAUGCCCGCAUCUCCGGGAAAUGGACAGAGGAGGAGGCAUCCAUCGCCUACUUUCCCUUCAUCCCCGAUCAGCCUUUUAGGAUUGAGAUCCACUGCGAGCACCAGAGGUUCCGGAUAUUUGUGGACGGACACCAGCUCUUUGACUUUUAUCACAAAGUAAAAUCUUUGCCCUCUAUCGAUACAGUACGGAUAUCUGGAGGUCUACAAAUCACCAAGCUCGGUUAACCGCCUCCACCCUCUGCAUAAAAUUGUGUGUGAAGCAAGGACUUGAUCACAGAGGAACACACACACACACAAACACGCAAACACAUUCGCCUGUUUCAUCACCAUCCACCACCCAUCAUGCAACACUACCGCAACGUAGCAGCUGGGAAAGGCCCCCGCCGUGACAAGUUAGUGCUCUUCUGCUUGGUUUCUUCCCUCCACCUCCUUCUGUUUUAAUUAUUUAAUCCGGAUCUGAUGAAUUGAUGAUGCUUUGAGGGUGAAUGCAACAUUUUGCUCCUUUCCAGGAAUUUUCUUUGUAGCCCCAGUUUUGUUGGAUCAGGGAUUUCACAACAUUAUUAAUAGCACACUCGUCUGGUGUCCCAAUGGGGUUUUGCUUAGCGAGAGGCUCAGGUGUGAGGAGUGGAAUACUUUCGAGUCUAGAAAAGCAAGUUAGAUGUUGAGAAAACCUGUCUCAGGAAAAUAUUUGGCACUUAUCUUAGAAGGAAAAUGAAAGUAAAAUGUCGUAUUAGGGUGAAAACCUUGUGAACCCAGGGGCCCCCAAGUGAUUUUCUUGUUUUAACUUCAAUUGGAAGUGAAUUUUGAAAAAGCUCUGACUCUCUGGCUUAUGCAUUGGAUAAACUGAAAAAUGCAUGAUGGUUAAGCCAAAUACAAGCCAGUUUUUCUUAGUUCCUGAAAAAUUUGCUCUUUUUUGAUUAUGAUUGUGUUGUAUUGAAUCACAGCAGUGUUUAGACACUCAUUCUGAGACUUAAUGGACUCCCAUAAGGGUGGAAACACAUCUGCUAAAAGCUGGUUUAGAGCAUUACAUCACUGGUUAUGGUGUGACUUCACUCAUCCAGCUGCUGAGACAGGAUAUGUAUCCACCCACACUGAUUAUUGUCACAUUUAGCUCCUGAAACACGGUCUGCCCAGGAGUUUUGGGUGCAGUGUUUCAACCUGAGCACUGGUUUGUCUGUGCUGGUGUAUCUCCAACUUUCUAGGCGCUCCUCCUUUCCCCCAUUGGGUUUACUCCAGUUGUCAUGGUAACACACUGCAGCCUCACUGACCUAAAUACCGAAAAAAUGAGGAUUAUAUUGUGAAGUCAUGGCGAGCUGCAGCCAGAUGAAGGCGUCUCAUAUUGUACACAGUGUAUGCGAGUAGUUUGCCCGCAGGUGCACUGCAGCCGUUCUCCCACAGCUAGGAAGUAUUGUGCACUGAUUAGAGCUAGUGAGCAGAAUGUAUGAUUCACACUCAGCUUUGUUUACAUUGGUGGGCAUGGAGGGUGGAGCAGAAGCGCUUGUCGAAAUCUAUUUGCUUACUGCUUUUGCACUCGUCAUGGAACACGCUUAACGUGCGAACCUCACUAGAGUUGUGCACAAUACAAUAUGCAGCAAAAAAAGAUGCAGACAGAUAGGCUGGUAAUCAUUUUGAAGAAGUUGUGCUGUCCACAGUGACGGUGUGGUGCAAGCGGCGGCUGAGGGCAAACUAACCCCAUACUAAAAUCUAACUUUAAGACACGUUGAGCGGUUGGUGGUUUUGAAGAGGGGGAACAUGGCCGCAUGGUAUUUUGAAUGUACAGUGCUCAUGUUUCCACGGUAGCAUAGAAGACUCGUAUAGCGAUGCACAAAAAUGUUACUUCAUGUCACAAGUUUGGGUGUAUGGCCGGGUGCUGUUACAUUCCAUGUCUCGUCCUACGUCUUGCACGUUGUCUGCAAUCAUUCCACACAGGGUGUUUUGUCUGCACUGAGGUAGAGCGAGGUUAGACUGCACAGUUAGAGCCCUGUUUGAUACAGCCACCAGGCAUAUGUAGUCUCACAAGUUUGUCUUUUAAGUAUUGCAUGGUUUUGUCUUCAUAACCAUUCCAUUCCUCCACUCCACACCGGAUAUCUGGCCUGCAUCGGGGCAGAAAGGAGGUCAUCGUGCCGUUAUAGCAGAGGUUACAGCCCUGCAUGGUGAGACGUUCACGUUUUUGAAGUGUCCUAAGGUGCUCUAUCUACACCUUUUUACAAGAUCAGUAUUCACUAUGCACUAUCAGGAAGUUCAGAUGAACCCAUAAAACCGGGCUCUGUUUUGUUUGGUCACAACAGGUCCGUUGAUAAUCCUAAAUUUCAAACCAAAAAGACAAAGUUAUAUCACAAGAUUCAAGUAAUGUGCUUAAUGUGACGACGCAAAGCCGCAAGCUCCAAAGUCCAGCCUCGGGCCGACAUCACAUUGUCUGAUGCUUUGUUCCCCACUUUGCAAGUUCUCCCUGGAACGCAGAAACUGGGCACAACCGGCAAAGUGUCGUGCCAAGGGGCCGCUGUGGCUCAGCAAAGAUCUCUAUUGUGUUUGCUCAGGCUUGCUGAUGGAGGCCAAGUGCUUGUGCGUUCACCAGCACUGCAAGUACAAGAGCAAAAAAAAAAAUAUCUGGACAGUUUCACCAUGGUGCACAGGUAAUUGGAAAGAUUCUUAAAACAGAGGAAUACUGUUAGUUUUGACAUUUUUUAUGCCAAGUAUUCCUUCAUUGACUCAGUGUUGAUUAAAAAAAGUGAAUGAAGUUUUCUCAUCACCUUUUUUGCUGCUGCGAGUUUGGAAUAAGCCAUGUCAGCUGUGUAGAACAGUUGCACUGUUUGACUUCCUUCUGUAGGUGCGUCACAUUGCCUGCGGUCUCUCCGAGUAAGCUGCUCCGUGUUGGGUGCAGCAGACGGACAACUGCAGGGCGCUCGCUUGACGUGCACCACUGCUCACUUUAAUGAAGCCCUCUUUGGAUAUCUGAGCAAAAGGUUAAGGAAACCUCUUUGUUUAACAUCUCAUUACUGUCAGUGCACGGGAGGCUGCAGCCCUGCACGGCACACACCAAGAUGCAGAGAUGCUGCCUGCAUGCAUACAUUCCAUAUUUAUUUGUUCCUUUCACGUAGCAAUAAGGUCAGUGUGACCGUUUUUGAGUGAACUUGUUUCCUCCUGGUUGGUCAGACAGGGUCUUCCUGAACUGGAGAGCACUCAUUUUCUCAUGACAGCCACUGGUUUAUUUUGGACACAAACAGGAAACAAGUAUAGUUUGGUCUGAGAGUACAGUACAGUACAGUUUGAGAGGAUGUGAACCAGUGCAAGUUACAACAGUAUUACAACAGAAUUGUGCAAAUGAUAUGUGUAAUUGUAUUGACAAGGUGUGUUGUUGGCUACUCUUUUUGUGUUGCUGUCCACUCUAUUUACAGUUGAUCAUCCAUUUGUAAAACUACAAUAACAUCAUGUAAAUAUUCACCAUGCAAAGAAUAUAAUCACACUCACAGGCCAGGUUGGAUGAACAAAGUCCUUCAUACCAGGUGUGUGAGUGUGUUUAAGUGUACUAUGGAUUCAUGUUUUGGCUCCUCAGCCGGUAUUUCUCACACAUGGACCCCAGCUGGUGAUUAUGGGGUCAGCAGCGGCGAUGCUGUUGCUAGGAAUUAUGGGGGAGGGAGAUAAACACGUCAAGACUUCCUGUUUCAAAGGGCUCGGUACAGGAUCUCAGCUGGAAGAGCACUGGCCUCAACACUUGCUCUGGCUCAGAAAAGCUUUAGGGCUGUUGUGGUUUUUCCAGCUGUGUCAUAUCCACAGUGGCACAGUGAUUUUUUUUUUUUUUUUUAAUUUAUUUUUUUCCUUAAAUUUGGUGAACAGUUUAGUGCGGUACAGAUACACUGGAAGCACGCUCGCAGGAUACCCAGACAUAUUUGGUACUGACCCACUUUGAAAGUCUGCUGUGUUGGGUGAUGCUGACACCUGAGGGACUCGCACAACUGCUUCUAUUCCAGUGGAAAACCAAAGGGUGCUGAUAAUACAUCAAGGCCAAGAACCGGUACAACAUGGCGCCGCUGCCAUGAGAAACUUCUAAAUAUACAGUAUUGUGUAUCUCUUUGAAAUAUACUGUUAAAUUAAGCAGACUCCUGGCCCUGAUCUCCUCAUGAUCCCAUGUCUUAUUUAUCUCUUGAAGACAUUUUGUAGGACACAUGGUCCCUUUGCUCUGAAAAUAGUCAUUCUUGCUCUUAAAGCAAAAUUGAACUUUGGUCGAUGGCUGGGUUGUCUAGUUCCCUGGCUGUGAUAUGAGUCCACAUGGUGGUGAAAUAUCCUCAUUAGAAUACUGUAUUUGUGUUUCUCUAUUCACUUCUGUAGUGCAGCAAAACAGCUCCCAAACUGGAACAAAGUGGAUAAUGCCAACAUGAAAAAUAACAAGUCCUAGUACAAUUUUCUUCCAUGUAAUUACAAUUAUUUAUGCUAUAAGGUCAUUUCUUCCUGGCGCAAGGCUACUAUGCACAAGUUUCCUGCCGGAUCUACUUUCCAAUUUAAGUAGAAGAAUAACAAGGAAAUAGACAUUUCUUUUCCUCAAAAAAUGGGUGCUGGGACUUUAAUUUUUUUUUUUUUUUUUUUUUUUAAUAUUGCCAUAAUCUGCUUUGUUUGUGUUGGUUUAUGAGCUAAAUGUGUUAUUUUGGGAUUGGUUUUGCUGUGAAUAGAGUGAAUAGAGAAAUACAGUCCAGAGAAGCACAGAGCAACUAGUGAGGACAUUUCAACACCAUAUAACACCCAGGGAACUACAGCACAACACUCUACCAGUUUCCAGUUCAAUUUGCUUGAAGCAUUAUUUUAAUUGUUCUACAUCCCUUUAAAAAUAACUGAAAAAGUGAAUGUCAUUGCCUCCUGAUUGUAAUCUGAUGUUUCAUGACUUGGGGGGGGGAAUAUUUUCACCUCUGUCAUUGAGAAUCCUUCAUACUUGUUGAAUUGGAAACCCCCCUUCCCACUCUCAGUGCAGGGUAAAUAACUGCAGAGAAACCGUUAGUCUGACCCAGGUCUGUAUGUUACCUUGCCUUUGGAUGUUGGAUGUACAUAUUUCUGAACACGGCCUUUCGGGGCUUUGUUUUUACAUGGAAAAUAAUGAGCUGAGUUAAAAGCGGAAAGCAUUUUGUUGUGCAUGUGCUGUGAAACUAGACUACUCUCUGGGGAUUUUGUAUACAUGAAAGAUCAAAGUGAUAUAAUGCCCAUUUCUGUUCCAGUAAAGCAUGCUGUUUGUUUUUUUUUUUUUUCUCUCUAUCCGGCGUUUUUCAAGGGCAGUUAUCCCUUGUAGUUUUAUUUUCCUAUGUCCUAUUUAUCUCUUUAGCCUAGUAUUUAUGACGAUUCCUGUUUAGCGCUCACCUUGAUCACAUUUCCUGUGCACUGUCUCCGAACACCACUGACAUAAGCAUUAGGAUGCAUAACACAGGAAUUCAUAAGUAUCAAAAUUAAGCUUUGUUCCCUGAUUUUCAACAAGUAGGACAAAAUAACCUAAAAGAGCUAACCCAGACUGCUGUUGUGAGAGAGGCGACACCAUGAUGUCUUUUUUUGAGAAGCAAACUAUAUUUAUGAAGUGUCCUCUGAGUAGAUGUAGGCUGAUAUGUUGAUAAUGUAUUGUGUGGUUGUACAAUCAUGUUCUCAUUUCUAGUUAUUACAGUGUGACCAACAGGGUUGUGUGUGGAGAAAUCGUACCUAUUGGCACUGUACACAUUUUUGCUGAUGCUGUUUUUUUUAUUAAGGCAUCAAAAGAUGUUGGAGAGCUUUGAAAUGUUGGAUUUUUACAAAGAAGAGAGCCCAAGUGUUUUUUGGGGUUAUGGGAAUUUGUCCAGAGGAAAUCGAUUGAGUAUGGUCUGGGUGUAUUUUUAAAAACCAUGUACAAACUGAAAAUUUUCUCUACGGCAUAAUGAAGUGUGCGUGGAAGUAACAAGUGCAAACUAUUGAAACUAAUUUCAGAAUUAAAAAUGUCUAACUCUAACCACCCGUUGUGCAAAUUCACCUCUAAAAUUCUUCCUCCUUUGAAAGCUGAUUUUUUUUUUCUCUCCAAAUUUUCUGAGAGUCUGAGUUACACUUUGAUCGUGUGAACCAUCAUUUUGACUUGAGCAUUACCAAGAAUGUAACUGUGGAUCAGCAGGAUAUUGGAGGUUGUACUUCUGAUCUCCUGAAUGUCCCUUGUCAUACUAAGUGACAUGUUGGCACACUGAGCGGCGUUUGAUCCGGCGUUUUGCUGUCGAACAGCUUUUUGUUCGCCACUUAAAUCUGCCCCACAGGGACUGAAGUGCUCCGGCUUACAACGUGAUCCGUUCCCAGUUUAUCCCGGAGUAACCCCGAUUCUGCGUCUUAUUGAGAAUGUGCACUGGACCAGUAUUUAGAUGAAGGCAGUACAUUCUACACAUUGUGUUAGGCCUCUCUCUGAGUGUUUUUUGGUUUUGUUUCAUUUCUCCUCGUGCUUUUGUAAAAACAGCUACUUUGCAGACCAAUAAACUUCUCAUCUUGGAA
Molecule: messenger RNA, 7187 nt
Organism: Myripristis murdjan (pinecone soldierfish)
Lineage: Eukaryota; Metazoa; Chordata; Actinopteri; Holocentriformes; Holocentridae
Gene: lgalslb
Product: lectin, galactoside-binding-like b
Exons: 5
Coding region: 393-938 (181 amino acids)
Molecular function (GO): carbohydrate binding
Source: RefSeq, a predicted model, not a curated record